GGUCCAUCCACAACCGGAAAGCGCGCUCGCCGCCAGAAAGGCGCUCCACCAAGGACGCCAACCGAUGCCGUCGACCUUUCGCAGCGUCGUGCUCGCGCAGCCCGACAUUGCGGCCAUCAUCUUUGACUAUCAAUACGGCGUCUUCGAAGACGUGCGCGCGGCCUUGUACGCCUGUCGUGAGCUGCUCGAGCUGCACGCAGGCACCUACGAGUGCGACGUGGCGUACCAAACCACGUUUGCACCCAACGCCGUGUGGCGGCGUGAUCACCGCACGUCGUUCGAGCCUGUAGAGUACGCUCUGCAUUGUCAGCUGCCCGACGAUCGAAUGCCGCUGCACGUAGCGAUCGUCGAAGGCUUUGACCUCCUCGCCCAGCGCAUCGUUCGCUGUCGGCCAGCGCUCGCUUCGAUCGAUGCAAUCUUCUUGGCCAUCCGAGAGAACCGCCUCGAGAUGGCUGCGUUUCUACUGGAACACAGAACGUCGAGGCCCGAGCUCUACCGACGCACCCAGCUCGAGACGGGUGAUCAUUUUUCGUACCGGUUCUCACGGCACUGGUUGUGUUCGGCCUUGGCCAGAAGCGACACGAGAGGCAUCGAGCUCAUUCAGCGCGUUGACCCGAGCCCCGAGAUGGUCACAGAGUCCAACUGCCGGCACGCCAUUUUUGACGCCACGCUCGAAAAUGCGACGCUCGCCUGCACCGUCUUGCCGUGGUUCAACAGCCCAAGACUGUUCGACAUCGUGGCCGGUCAAGGCUUUUUGCCGCUGGUGCGAAGACUUCACGACCGCGGCUCCGAGUGCUCGACGGGCGCAAUGGACAGUUGGAACGGUCAUUUGGAGGUCGUCCGCUUUCUCCAUGAGCACCGACGCGAGGGAUGCACGACGAGAGCGAUGGACACCGCUGCGAGGCAUGGUCAUUUUGAGGUUGUCAAGUUUCUCCACUUCAACCGGACCGAAGGCUGCUCGUACAAAGCGCACUAUGAGGCCAUUCUCCAAGGCCGUGUCGACAUUGUUCGCUUUCUCCUCGAGCACCGAGGUGAGAACGCGUCGCCCAACCUCUUGGACUUUGCUGCCGCCAAUGGCCAACUCGAGAUCGUCCAGUACCUCAAUGGUCUCGGUACGUUCCAUUGCACGGUCGACGCGGUCGACAGUGCUGCGCGGCGCGUUCAUUUGGCGCUGGUCCAGUACCUCGUGGCCAACCGAAAUGAAGGCGGCACCCGAGACGACGUUGUUAGGACUGCUCUAGAGUAUGGCCAGCUGCACACGGCCGAGUACCUUCUCUCUCUCGGGUACCCCUUCCCCGCUCGGCCCCUUUGGCGCAUGACCGCCGCAGCGCCCGGCAUGGUCGAUGUCAUCCAAUUCUGCCUCACGCGCGGCAUGCGCUGGAACAGCGACUGGCUCGUAAAUGCCUGCGAAGCUAAUAACGUACCGCUCGUGCAGCUCAUUCUCGAGCAUCCUCGUGCAUCUCGUUCUUACCGCGACGCGCUCGAGAGAGCCGUCAAGUACAAGGCGUGGGACGCCGUGCGCUAUGUCUUGGCGAACACCAAGGUCCGUGUCACGGCCGACAUGCUCGAGCAUGCGCUUCCUCAUGGCGAUGUGGAGAUUGUGGCACAGAUGCUGUCGCGCCGAAUCCGGGUCCACCGCGAUGACAACACGCUCCUGGAAAUGGCAUCGAGCAGCCAUUUGACCGAGAUGACGCGGCUCCUCCUCGAUGCAGGUCUCGGCCGACCGCGUGACUGCCUCUACAAAAUUGCAGGUCGCCCCAAGCAUGUGACAGAGGCCAAGCUCUUGCUGCCGUACUGCAUGGACGCAACCAACGCGAUCGGCAACGUCGACUUCCUCUUGCGGCUCGUGGCGCUGACCGCCCGCCGCCGCACGACAACACUGCAACUGGUGACGACCGAGCUCUUGAGCCAAGGACGGAAAGCCAGCGAAGCCAUUCGAUUGCCUCCGAGUGUGGAAGCGCGUGCGACAAUGCUACUCCAAGCUGGCGAGGUGGUCGACUGGGCCAUGGCCCUUGCCUUGGGGCAUCUCUGGACGGCCGACGUGAUGUUUCGGGUGCAGUGGCAAAGCGCUUGGUCCACAGUGGUCCACGACGAAGCGCUCAAGGCGCAGCUCGCGCAUCUGCUUUCAACCAAGCGCAAGUUCUCGGGUCUAAGCCGAUACUAGUAACACCAAUCAAUGCCAAUUUUGUGGAAAUGCUGGAG
Messenger RNA from Saprolegnia diclina VS20, 2202 nucleotides. RefSeq lists its product as hypothetical. Gene Ontology annotation, molecular function: protein binding. NCBI's taxonomy places the organism in Eukaryota, Oomycota, Saprolegniomycetes, Saprolegniales, Saprolegniaceae. The record is from RefSeq and is a predicted model, not a curated record. The coding region runs from base 65 to 2164 and encodes 699 amino acids. The transcript has 2 exons.